ACAGUAAAAUCAAAUUCAACCUCUGAGAGGGAACGCGAAGAUGCAGAAGUGGAGAGCUACUCAUCGGUUGAUCACGCGCUCAUCGCGAAGCCUCUUUGACCAUCCCUCCAACUCUAAUUCCCUGUACUCAAUCCAGUUUCCAGGUGCAGCUAUCAAUUAAAUCAUAUAAUUGAUCUGUAUAGGUACCCUUUCCGCUAGAAUUCGUAGACAUAUCUGUUCAUCAACGUUUUAGGGCUGAAACAAUUGAAUUAUGCGAUCUACUAAUCAGAAUGGUUAUACAUGUCACUUUGGUGGGGCUUCUAGGCUACUCGAAUCGUUCCUUCUUCCACAUCCCAAGCGAAACCUAUCAACAUGGGUUCAUCCCUUCAGAGAAUUUGCAGGUCGCAGAUUCAUUUUGGCAAAAGGGUUUGCUGAACAUUCACCCAGAAUUCAUGGUAGAUUCUUUGGCUCAGAACCAGUAGUGUUGCAGAGGAACCCGUUGUUUCAAUCCAUAAAUGCCGAGGAUAUCGCCUACUUUAAGGAAAUUUUAGGGGUGAAAAAUGUAAUUCAGGAUGAAGAGAGACUGCUUGUUGCAAAUACGGAUUGGAUGCGGAAAUACGAAGGCUCAAGCAAGAUUUUGCUUCAACCUAAGAGCACUGAGGAGGUUUCUCAGAUUCUUAAGUACUGCAACUCUAGAUGUCUGGCUGUUGUUCCUCAAGGUGGAAAUACAGGUCUUGUUGGGGGAAGUGUUCCUGUCUUUGAUGAGGUUAUUAUCAAUAUGAGUUUAAUGAAUAGCAUCAUUGCCUUUGACAAGGUAAGUGGCAUCCUUGUAUGUGAAGCAGGAUGCAUACUGGAGAACCUGAUUUCUUUCCUGGAUAAUGAGGGGUUUAUUAUGCCACUAGACUUGGGUGCAAAAGGAAGCUGCCAAAUCGGUGGAAAUGUCUCAACUAAUGCUGGCGGUUUGCACUUUGUCCGGUAUGGAUCACUUCAUGGGAAUGUACUAGGUCUUGAAGCUGUUUUAGCCAAUGGUACUGUGCUUGACCUGCUUGGGACACUACGUAAGGAUAAUACUGGGUAUGACUUGAAGCAUUUGUUUAUAGGAAGUGAAGGAUCCCUGGGAAUCAUAACUAAAAUCUCCAUAGUUACGCCUCCAAAACUGUCAUCAGUAAAUCUUGCUUUUCUUGCUUGUAAAGACUACAUCAGCUGCCAGAAUCUACUAUUGGAAGCCAAAAGGAAGCUCGGGGAAAUUCUAUCUGCAUUUGAAUUUUUGGAUAGCAGUGCAAUGGAUCUGGUCCUUAAUCACUUGGAAGGUACUAGAAAUCCAUUACCACCUUCAAUCCACAACUUCUAUGUUCUGAUUGAGACAACAGGCAGUGAUGAAUCUUAUGACAGAGAGAAACUUGAAGCCUUCCUACUUCGUUCAAUGGAAGGUGGUUUGGUAUCUGAUGGUGUUCUGGCCCAAGACAUAAAUCAAGCAUUAUCCUUCUGGCGUAUCCGUGAGGGUAUACCAGAAGCAUUAAUGAGAGCAGGGGCUGUGUACAAAUAUGAUUUAUCAAUACCUGUUGACAAGAUGUAUGAUCUUGUAGAGGCAAUGCGGAUACGUAUUGGUUCUUCAGCUAAAGUGGUGGGAUACGGACACCUUGGAGAUGGUAAUCUGCAUCUUAAUAUAUCACUUCCAGAGUAUGAUGAUACUGUUUUAGCAAAAACUGAACCUUUUGUUUAUGAAUGGACAUCCAAACAUCGUGGGAGCAUCAGUGCUGAGCAUGGCCUUGGACUAAUGAAAGCUAAUAAAAUACACUACAGCAAAUCUCCUGAAAGUGUGCACUUAAUGGCUUCCAUCAAGAAGUUGCUGGACCCUAAUGGGAUACUCAACCCAUAUAAGGUGCUUCCAACGUCCCUCAUGUCCUGAACUGGAGUCUGUCAUGUGUAUUAGAUUUGCCAUAAGAUGCAGUGACUGAGAUGCAGCCAGCUGAAUUGUGAGGAAUUGACUCAACGAGCAUAUGAAGUCUUCAUGGAGGCUAAGUGGAAAAUAUCUGACAGGCAAGAUCUCUCGGUGACAAUCACAGUAUGAUCAGUGUUGUUCACAGUGAUGAUCCUUCAUGUUCCUCAAUGCAGUUGACACUUGUUCAUUAUGGUGAUGUACUAAUUUGCUGGUGGCAAUUGACUAUCAUUGCUUGAAGUACUUGUUUUCAACUUCAUGCAACUUGUAUACAUCGGUAAUCACUUGCAGGAACCAUGUAAAAUAUGUUCAUUCAAGUGAUAACCCAAUUAGCUGACCCUUCCUUAUGGAUUAAA
Molecule: messenger RNA, 2274 nt
Organism: Diospyros lotus (date-plum)
Lineage: Eukaryota; Viridiplantae; Streptophyta; Magnoliopsida; Ericales; Ebenaceae
Product: D-2-hydroxyglutarate dehydrogenase, mitochondrial
Exons: 17
Coding region: 251-1888 (545 amino acids)
Cellular component (GO): mitochondrion
Molecular function (GO): FAD binding; catalytic activity
Source: RefSeq, a predicted model, not a curated record